Molecule: messenger RNA, 1098 nt
Organism: Lampris incognitus (smalleye Pacific opah)
Lineage: Eukaryota; Metazoa; Chordata; Actinopteri; Lampriformes; Lampridae
Gene: snapc5
Product: small nuclear RNA activating complex, polypeptide 5
Exons: 4
Coding region: 178-546 (122 amino acids)
Biological process (GO): transcription initiation at RNA polymerase III promoter; transcription by RNA polymerase II
Cellular component (GO): nucleus
Source: RefSeq, a predicted model, not a curated record
GUAGAAGAAGAAAACCUGGCUAGCUCAAGUGAGCGGCGUUAGCUUUUACAGCUUGAUAGAAAUACUCUCUUAGUUGUUGUAGCUACAUAUCUGUUAUCAACUGCCUCGUCGUUGAUACGUACACCGAGUUAACGAGGUUAGUGUCGAGGAAUGAUCUGACUAACGUUAUCAGUAAACAUGCACAGUCGUCUGCAGGAGUUGAAGAGGGAAGAGGAGACCCUCCUUAAAAUUAAAUUAAUGUUACAAGAACAGCUUAAUAGGUUGAAGUUUGAAGAGGGGGCCUUAAAAUCUAUCAUUAAUGCUCAGCUAGAUGAAGGAGCUUCUCAACCCUCAUCCGAAAAGAAAGAGAUUUAUAUCAACCUUGAUGAUGAGAGUGAGAUUAAUCAAACCAAACUGCUACUAAGUGCACCUGUAGAUAACAACAUGGAAGAGGAGGAUGACGAUGACGACGAUGACGAAGAUGAUGAAGACAAUGAAGAGGAUGAAGAGGAUGACUAUGAUCUUGAUGUAGUGCCCAAUGAGGAUGAGGAAGAUGAUGAUUAUUGAUAGCCUUAACUUCAUCUUUAGUUCAGUUGGCUUCUACAAACUGCAACAAUGAAAAACUACACGUAAAUGGACAGUUAUUCUAUUUGUUGACUUAUUUUGUAUCAUAUUUCUAAUUUAUUUAGCAGGAAAGAUUAAAAGUUCAGUGUGAUGAGAUGAGGUAAGUGAAGGAUGUAAGGUGAUCAUUGUCACAGAGUGAUCAGGUGUGAUGGUAACUGUGUUACCGCUGCACUGUUUCUUGCAUCUUGUCAGCUGUUGUAUGAGUCAAGGUAUAGCAUUAGUAUCUCAUACCGUGUGUCAGUUGUUCAUUUUUCUGAUAAAUGCCACACUGUUUUGCAAUAAGAUAAUACAAUUAGGUGCUUAUAGUUUGCUGAUGAUAUUGUACUCCUGGAGGAAAGAUCCUAAGCAGCAGUUUGAAGUUGAGAUAAAAAAAAAAAUGUAUGGCUGGGCCAUAUAAGAGGACAGUGAUGCUACCGUAUGUAAUUUUAGGGAUAUUCGCAAGCACAAAAUAAAAUGUUUUCCCCUAGGGUGCACCUGAUGAAUUUUAUAAUUACA